Messenger RNA from Sphaerodactylus townsendi, 4554 nucleotides. RefSeq names its product calcium/calmodulin dependent protein kinase II gamma (gene CAMK2G). Gene Ontology annotation, cellular component: neuron projection; cytoplasm. The record is from RefSeq and is a predicted model, not a curated record. Gene Ontology annotation, biological process: protein phosphorylation. Gene Ontology annotation, molecular function: calmodulin binding; ATP binding; calcium/calmodulin-dependent protein kinase activity. NCBI's taxonomy places the organism in Eukaryota, Metazoa, Chordata, Lepidosauria, Squamata, Sphaerodactylidae. The transcript is spliced from 22 exons. The annotation marks the transcript as partial.
CCAGAUCAUCAGAAACUGGAACGCGAAGCUCGAAUUUGCCGACUAUUAAAGCACCCGAAUAUUGUGCGACUUCAUGAGAGUAUUUCGGAAGAAGGGUUCCACUACCUCGUCUUUGACCUGGUCACCGGUGGGGAACUCUUUGAAGAUAUCGUUGCCAGGGAAUACUACAGUGAGGCUGAUGCCAGCCACUGCAUUCACCAAAUUUUGGAGAGCGUCAAUCAUAUUCAUCAGCAUGAUAUUGUACACAGGGACUUAAAGCCUGAAAACUUGCUACUGGCCAGCAAAUGCAAGGGGGCGGCCGUCAAGCUGGCAGAUUUCGGGCUCGCCAUCGAAGUCCAAGGGGAACAGCAAGCCUGGUUCGGGUUUGCUGGCACUCCAGGCUAUCUGUCCCCUGAAGUCUUAAGGAAAGAUCCUUAUGGGAAACCGGUGGAUAUCUGGGCAUGCGGAGUUAUUCUGUAUAUAUUACUCGUGGGGUACCCACCCUUUUGGGAUGAAGAUCAGCACAAGCUCUAUCAGCAGAUCAAAGCAGGAGCCUAUGACUUUCCUUCUCCGGAGUGGGACACCGUGACCCCCGAAGCAAAGAACUUGAUCAACCAGAUGCUGACAAUAAACCCAGCCAAGCGCAUCACUGCUGACCAGGCACUUAAGCACCCAUGGGUGUGUCAACGAUCCACUGUGGCCUCUAUGAUGCACAGACAGGAGACGGUGGAAUGCUUGAGAAAGUUCAAUGCCAGAAGGAAGCUCAAGGGUGCCAUCCUCACAACAAUGCUGGUGUCUCGGAAUUUUUCAGUUGGCGGCAGGCAGAGCUCCGCCCCUGCUUCGGCCACUCUGAGUGCGGCUGCCGGCCUGGCAGAGCAAGCUGCCAAAAGCUUACUGAACAAGAAGUCAGAUGGCGUAAAGAAAAGGAAGUCAAGCUCCAGCGUGCAUUUGAUGCCACAGAGCAACAACAAAGCCAAUGUAGUAAGCCCAGGCAAAGACACACCCCCAGUGCAGAUGGCCAUGGAACCACAAACUACUGUUGUCCACAAUGCUAAUGAUGGUGUGAAGGGUUCCACGGAGAGCUGCAAUACGGCCACUGAAGACGAGGACCUGAAGGGUAAGCGGCUUGACAAUAAACAGGCAAAAGAUACUAAACCUGCUGGCAGGCACGGAGCAGUUUUCAGCGCAGAAACAAAGAAGGGGCAAUGCUCCUGCUACCCCAGCAGUGACGGUGGGAUGCUAGCACAGCACUCUGCACUGUCUUCCACCGCUGUGCAGGGACACAACAGCCACCCUCCGGCGGAUCCAUGGAUGUCGGAUGAACUGCUGGCUGGAGAGAAAGGGGGCACGCUAGCUGUUCCUUGGGCUGUGCCUGGCGUUCAACCAACUCACUGGCUGUCGGAUGAGUACAGGGAGUGCCCCCCUGCCCCAGUGAGCCCCAGCUCAGCUCCCCUUGAGGAGAAGUUCUGCCAUUUCUCCAUCUUUGCCCCAGGAGUGGAGCUCACAGAUGAGCAAUGGAAGAGCUCCUGCUGGGGAGGGAAUGGGAGCCAGUCAGGCGGCCGCCAAGUGGGUCAUGUCUGCCUCAGCCCCAUUGUGCAUCUGGGGGGGAUCGCCUUCAGCUAUCCAGAUGAAUUGCCCACCUGGGUUCUCUGGAAGAUCUGUGACCCAGGAUUGACUUCCUUUGAGCCUGAAGCGCUGGGGAACCUCGUGGAGGGGAUGGACUUCCACAAGUUUUACUUUGAAAACUUACUGUCCAAGAACAGCAAGCCAAUCCACACCACCAUCUUGAACCCGCACGUUCACGUUAUUGGUGACGACGCAGCCUGUAUUGCCUACAUCCGCCUGACGCAGUAUAUUGAUGGCCAAGGCCGGCCUCGCACCACGCAGUCUGAAGAGACCCGUGUCUGGCACCGCCGUGACGGCAAGUGGCUGAAUGUCCACUACCACUGUUCUGGGGCUCCUGCGGCUCCUCUCCAGUGAAGCUGAAACAUGGCUUUCGGAGAUACUCAGCGGGAGGGCAAUAUCUUCUCAGCAAGCAGCUCUGGAGUGCCUGAAUUACAGCGACGGUCAUGUUCGUUUUGACGUUAAAAAAAUAAAAAAAGAAUUACAAAACCGGCAGCAGCCAAAUGCACGAAACCCUGCAUGAAUCCGAUGCUGCGGGCACUGCCGCCUUUCUGUUGUUUUUCCAUGGAUCCAUCGUGUCUGUUUCUGCUGUACGGAGGUGUCUUUUAAAUCUUGAGCGAAACCCAUAUUUGUAUAGAGAACGAGCUCGCCACCCAAGGUGGAGUGCCCACCGCCUCCUCUCCGGGGAUGAGGCUGGCUCGGCAGCUGAAGCGUCUUUCAGAAUCGGAGCAAAGCAGGGGGAGGAGAGCAGGCAGCAACGGGCGGUGCCUCCAGAAGGCAUGGUGGGGGUCCCAUCUUGUCUUACGCUACGCUGAAGUGUGGCUAGUGAGGGGGGCCUGGGGCCAGCUUGGAGAAUAAAAAGGGGGGGCAAGGUGGAAGGAGGACAUUUCUCUCUCCCUCUGCCGCCCAGCAGAGCCACUGGAGCCUGACCUGUCAGCGGCAGGGACUUCCGCAGCAGUCAGCCACCGGCUCCCACUGACGGACUGCGCAAAAAUGAACAAGAAUGUUUUCAGGAACACGUUUUUUUGUGUGUGUGCUGGUUUUCAAUAGCAUAGGAGCUUGCUCUUCAGAGAUUCACUGAUUUUUAGAAACAGCCACUCCUCGGAGGCAUGGAGUCAGUCGAUAACAGAAAAGUUUUAAGAGCAAAAAUGCUAGGGGGGAAGAGUACGUGAACGGCUUCUCUUAUUCUCGGGGCUUGGUUUGGUUUUUUUUCCUCUAUGUAGAAUAGAUGGGAUCCAGAGUGCUGCGGAAUGUGUGUUCCUUAGGAAGCAGUUGAAAAAACAAACAAACAAAAAACCCUUCGCGUUGCAUUCUGCCCUGAAGAUUUGCACACAUCUGCGUUUGCUUUCCUGUAAGAUGUGUAACAUAGUUUGUGUUUUAUACGGUAAUCUAUAUAUGUGCUCCUCUCACCGUGGGGCUCCUUGGCGUUCCCGUUUGGCCUGUUCUCGGACAGGCGUGCCGAGGGCGCCGGCAACUUCGGGCGAGUGCUGAUUCCGCUAGCCUGGGGUCCAUCUAACAUCGUUGCUUUGUUUCCUGUUGUUCCAUUGAAUUUGUUGGAUUUUUUUUUUAUUUUUACAACGACUCUCAUUCAUGCGGUGGGGCUGUUCAGUAAUCGAUCGAGUCAGAACCUCAGCUUGCCCGCAGGCGAGAGGCUCUCCAGCGUCUGCUUUGGGUUCCUCUGAUAGAGAAGAACUCUUCUGCACCCAAGGGAAUGGGAAGCCUAACGACCGACUAGGGUGCUGCCGUAGCGCAUGGCCCCUCUUUCUCUCCCUUGAUCCCGAGGUGUGCAGUCUGUAUCCUUUAUUCCCCAUGUGGGAAAAUGUUUAACAAUUGUGUGUCUUGGCUGUUGAUUAAUCCCAUUUCCAAGUAGGCGGAGUGGGGAUAGAAGCUUUCCUAGUAAACUUUUGAGUUCAAGGCGUUACACCGUGGCGCACUCUGCACACAGUCCGCGUGGGGCACCCCAAAGCUUUUCUGCAUGUCUUGCCACUAGAGCUGGGAGAUGGAAAGGAAAACUGCCCAGGUGGGACUGCGCCAGGCAAGGCAACUUUGGAAACAGAGCCGAGGGCAAGCCGCAGAGUGAAACGAGAACUUGGAAAGACCGCAGAAGUGGGGUGGGGGGUGGCGUGAGCUUGGCCCCUGCACCAGGGUUUUGGCCUUCUCCUGACAAAGGAGACUACCGGGUCUGCCCCACUGCACAUAAGACCGUGCAGGGCUUAGAGCAUCUCUCUUCCGCACAGCAGGCCUGCACAAAGUCUCCUCCUGCCUCCAGUACCUUCACGUUGGAUGCGCGGCAGGAGGGAGGGGGAAAAAGAGCAUGGUGUCAAAAGGAGGGAGGCAUGCCCCACUUUUGCACACGGGACAGACUUAAGACAGCACUAACUUUCGAGUGGGGUGAAAACGAAAAGCCUUGAUAAUUUUAUUCAGGUUUUUUAACAAUAAAGCCACGAAGUGGGGAACAGGAAAUUAGUUAUGCAGCUUUAAAAAAAUAAAAGUACAAACUCUGCAUGCUUUUAGGUCUGAUCUUUCCUUGUCUCUUUAUCUGAAGAUAAUUAAUAACAAACCCUCUGUAUUAAUUACCUGCAUCUUUCAAAACAGAUUUUUGAGAGGGACAGUUUUGAGUUGGAUUUUUUUUGUCUUUGUUUUUGCACAGUCUUUAUGACAUGUUCUAAUUUAAUGAGAACCUUAGCUUGGUAUGGCCUUUCUCAAACACAGCUGUGUAGACCCUCAGCAUUCUUAAUGUUCUCUUAUGAGGUUAAUGUAAGCAUCUAUAUAAUAUCAUGUUUUAAACAGGAAAUGGAAGAUGUUUGAUGCAAAAAAAAUUUUGCAUGAUAGAGAAAUAAUUGAAAUUGUUAGGCUUUUUUCCUGAAUGUUGGUAGAACCUUCAUAGCUUUGUUAUAAUGAAACCUUGAACUGAAAAUAUUUAAUAAAAUAACAUUUAAAUCGUGCAAAAAA